AUGAGGCUCGCCAUGAGACCUCCGAAAAUCCCUCCUGUUUCAGCCGCGACCUCCAGCACCCAUGUCCUCAAACCGAAGUGCAUAACCUUCACCCAUGAACCGACCAAACCCAACAACACCUUGUCUGUGUCCGAGGUGGUAAAAAACUUGGAGAAAUUAAUAAAUCCCGAUGACCAAACUGACCUCUCAUCCUCUGCGUCAUCUCCAUCAUCUUCUUCGUCUCCGUCUUCUUCUUCGUCAUCUCGGUUUGAGGUCAGACAAGAGAAGGUUCGAGAAAGGUGGAUGGAGUAUCAAGGAUACAGCGACUGGGAAGGGAUGCUGGAUCCACUGGACGAGAAUCUACGAGCCGAGAUUCUCCGGUAUGGCCAUUUCGUAGAGGCCGCAUAUAAAUCCUUCGAGUUCGACCCUUCUUCAUCUUCCUAUGCGACUUGUAAAUACCCAAAGAACAGGCUUUUCGAUGGCUGUGGGUUUCCUAGUACUCGUUACAAGGUUACUAAACACCUGCGUGCAACCUCGGGAAUUCAGCUACCUCGUUGGCUCGAAAAAGCACCAAACUGGGUAGCUACUCAGUCCAGCUAUAUCGGCUAUGUAGCAGUCUGUGACAACAAGGAAGAGAUAAAACGACUUGGUCGGCGUGACGUGGUUAUAGCUUACAGGGGAACAACGACAUGUUUGGAAUGGCUCGAGAAUUUGCGAGCCAACCUCACCGACCUUCCUUGCAAUAGUGGGAUCGAUGGAACUGGAGCCAUGGUUGAAAGUGGGUUCCUGAGUUUAUACACUUCUUCUACACCGUCCAGCUUGAGUCUGCAACAGAUGGUUCGUGAGGAGAUUCGUCGGAUUCUCCAAACUUACGGCGACGAGCCGUUAAGCUUAACCAUCACCGGACAUAGCCUCGGGGCGGCGCUGGCAACCCUCACGGCGUACGACAUACAGACGACGUUCAACCGGUCGCCGAUGGUGACGGUGAUAUCGUUCGGAGGGCCGAGGGUGGGUGACCGGAGUUUUAGAGAGAAGUUAGAGAGACAAGGGACGAAGGUUUUACGUAUAGUGAACUCAGACGACGUGAUCACGAAGGUGCCAGGAUUUGUAUUUGAUCAAGGAGAGCGAGAGGGAAAUAUUUGUGCUGACGUGGCGGCCGAUGGGAACGUCAACGUGGUGGGACUCCCGAGCUGGAUACAGAAGCGGGCGGAGGAUGCACAGUGGGUGUACGCGGAGGUCGGGAAGGAGCUCCGGUUAAGUAGCAGGGAUUCUCCGUACCUAAGAGGUUUUAACGUUGCCACGUGUCACGAUCUCGACACCUAUCUCCAUCUCGUCGACGGUUUCGUCAGCUCUAGGUGUCCCUUCCGAGCCACAGCAAAGAGGUUCCUCCGCCGGUGA
Molecule: messenger RNA, 1377 nt
Organism: Neltuma alba
Lineage: Eukaryota; Viridiplantae; Streptophyta; Magnoliopsida; Fabales; Fabaceae
Product: phospholipase A(1) DAD1, chloroplastic-like
Exons: 1
Coding region: 1-1377 (458 amino acids)
Biological process (GO): lipid metabolic process
Molecular function (GO): glycerophospholipase activity
Source: RefSeq, a predicted model, not a curated record